Messenger RNA from Ooceraea biroi (clonal raider ant), 1881 nucleotides. RefSeq names its product DNA repair protein XRCC1 (gene XRCC1). The record is from RefSeq and is a predicted model, not a curated record. Gene Ontology annotation, biological process: base-excision repair; single strand break repair. Lineage: Eukaryota; Metazoa; Arthropoda; Insecta; Hymenoptera; Formicidae. Gene Ontology annotation, molecular function: damaged DNA binding. Gene Ontology annotation, cellular component: nucleus.
UGGGUGCGCGCGAUGAUACGCGCAAUGUUAGGUUAGAUGUCGCGUCGUGUAAAUUUCAGGCGAUGAUGCGGUAUCGCGUUCGUUUCGAGUCGACGAGAAAAAACUUGUAAUUUCCUCAUUGUAAUACAUCGACGUCUGUGAGUAGCCUGAAGAAAAUGAUGGUCAAAUUGGAAAAGAUAGUAAGCUGUUCUUCGGAGCAUCCGACGUAUCCCGCUGCUAAUCUCCUUCAGCAGAGUUCGGAGAACUGGAAGGCCACAUGGCGAUGUGCCAAACCGGGCGAGAUGUUGGCUCAUGUGAUUUUUCAGCUCACCGAACCAGCGUAUAUCACGGGAGUCGACAUUGGCAAUUAUCAGAGCUGCGUAGUUAUUGUUUCUGGCUCAAAGUUGUCGGAGCCUGACAACUGGACAGUCAUAUUGAAUCAUAAGUUUAUGACAAACGACGAGGCUGCGAACAAUAAAUUCAGGGACCAAGUACAACUGUUCACCAAGAGGGAACUGAAUCCAGACACCCUGACAAUUAAAUUCGAUCGGAUCAAAGUCACUUGUAUGCAAUCUGCAAAUUUAAAGGUACUGUUUGGAUUGUCGUACGUUAUUUUGAGGUCUGAUCCUACAAUAGAUUUGGGUCUGGAUGUAUUUGGCAGAUUUAAAUUGAAACAGCCACAUGUCUUGAAAACACCUUUGGAAAUGAUGAAAGAAAAGUUGUCUGAUAAAACGGAGAACGAGAAGACGGAUUACAAGACUGAGUUGCGUGAGCAGAUAAGAAGGAAUUCGAUGGAAAAUUUUGCAAAAUGCCAAGAAGAACGGAAGAGACCUAUGAAGAGACCGUUGUUGGAAAAGUUGGAAGCUGGAGAAGCUGACCAAGUUUUUGGAAAGACAAAUCAGAAUGCAAAAGAUAAAAACGAAAGUAAAGACAAAAUAGUGAAAACAAAUCUUGGGAAUACCGACAAUACUUUGAACGAGAAAAUGGUUACCAGAACACCUUUUGGUGAUAUCGUAUCUUCUGCGAGUUCUGCUGAUAACAGUAAGUGCAACGUAACAACUACGAGUCAGGAUUCUUCAAGUUUGAAAAAACGUCACUUGAGCCAACUGGAGGAUUCAUCGAACGCAACGUCUAAUGAGAGGAGUAAACACGAGUGUUAUGAAUGUUGUACUAAUAAUUCGCAGGAUCAGCCAUGCAAAAUUUGUCAACGAUUGCCACUCGCGACGGUCGAGUGUAGCGAUUCGAAAAAAAACAACUCUCCAAAAAAGUCCAGAAAAUCCUUUAAACAACUAUUUAGCGAUGUCACAUUCUCACUCAGCGGAUACGUCAAUCCACAGAGAGAUGAAAUCAGAAGGAAGGCGCUCGACAUGGGCGCCAGAUACGUACCAGAUCCAAAUACAACUAAUAAGAGAUGCACGCACUUGAUCUGUGCUUUUAAAAAUACACCAAAAUAUCAACAGUUCAAGAAUUACGCAAAGAUCGUCUCUCACACCUUCAUCGAGGAAUGUUACAACAAAAGAGUCAGAUUGUCCUGGAGGCGAUACGCUUUAGAUCGGAAGGACAAAUCGCAACCUGAGAGCGAGGAAGAAAUUGAUGGCAAUCAACCGGAAUCUGUAUACGAUAUGGACACCGACGCCGAAUCUGAUUGUUGAUAUUUCGGUUCAUGUCCAAUGUUUCAUUCCUCUGUCAUAAUUUAAUGAUUAUUAUAAUUAAUGUCUUAAAUUAUUAAUGGUGUAUUUUGUUGGUGUGCGCGCGCGCGCGCCUAUGCGUGUAUUUUUCGACGCAAUUUUCGAUGUAGUUACAGCAAGUAUAUUCCAAAUUAACCAAGUAAUGUUAUUUAAGAAGAGAAAAUAUAUUUUUGCACAAUUACAAAAUAAUAAUAAAUAUGUCAAUUAAUAUUAA